CUUAGACAUCCUGAUUGUGUCACCAGUCAGCGAAAGAACUUAACGCUACCGAAGACAUCCAUCGUGAUCGUGUUCUACAACGAACCAUGGUCUGUUCUUUUGAGAACAGUUCAUUCUGUGCUGGACAACUCUCCGAUGAAUCUCAUCGAUGAAUUGCUGCUUGUUGACGACUAUUCUUAUCUACCUUUCUUGAAGACUCAGCUGGAAGAGUAUUUUGAACCAUACCCGGUUGUAAAAUUUAUUCGAGCCAAAGAGCGUCUCGGAUUAAUACGCGCCCGAAUGACAGGAGCCAAGAGUGCUUCUUCGGACAUUGUAACCUUCUUGGAUGCGCAUGUAGAGUGUACAGAAGGUUGGCUUGAACCUCUACUGGAGGUAGUUGUCCGCAACUCUACGCAUAUCGCCCUUCCAACGAUCGAUCGCAUCAACGAGCAGGACAUGAGCCUCCGAACAAACAUUUCACUACUGCUUGCUGGUGCUUUCGAGUGGGAUCUUAACUUUGGCUGGUGCGAAAGGAAGCAAUUACACCGCAAGUACGCUCACCCAUUCGAACCGUUCGAUACGCCAGCGAUGGCAGGUGGACUGUUUACCAUCAACAGGACGUUUUUCGAGCGGAUCGGUUGGUACGAUGAGGAGUACAUCAUAUACGGAAUGGAAAACAUCGAACUUUCAAUCAAGAGCUGGAUGUGUGGUGGAAAACUUGUAACCGUGCCGUGUUCUCGUGUGGGACACGUACAGAAGCAUGCUCAUCCGUACCUGUUCGAUGUGAAGAAGGACUUGGCGUUCCACAAUUCAGCCCGGUUGGCGGAAGUAUGGAUGGAUGAGUACAAACAGGUCGUUUUUGAUGUGAACGGGCUACCUCGGUAUUCAGAAGAUCUAUUCGGUUCGGUUGACAAGCGGAAGCGUGUAAGAGAACGGGCCAAGUGCAAACCGUUCCGCUACUACCUUCAGCAUGCUUUUCCCGAGCUCCACAAGCCUUCUAUUAAUGGACAGUUUCGUGGAGAAAUAAAAAGCGUUGCAUUAGGUGUGAAGUUUUGUCUUACGAUGGAUAAAGAAGGCUCCAUACCGUACAUGACUCGGUGCGAUAAGCUUGAGGAGAGCCAAUACUGGAGUCAUAGCUACUAUCAGGACAUCAACUCCUACAAGGCAUGUCUUGAUUUCGAUGGAGUAUCGCUCACUACGGAAAUUUGUCAUCGACACCGGGGCAAUCAGGCCUGGAUGUAUGUGAGUGAAACGAAACAAAUAUGGAGCAUGGUACACAACAGAUGCCUAUCAGUAAGUGUAACGGCAAACUACACGUUAACUUUGGAAAAGUGUGAUGUCACUAGAGACUACCAACAGUGGUUAGUUACGCUUGUGUCGUAUGAUUUCUUAGUCUAG
Molecule: messenger RNA, 1377 nt
Organism: Anopheles maculipalpis
Lineage: Eukaryota; Metazoa; Arthropoda; Insecta; Diptera; Culicidae
Product: putative polypeptide N-acetylgalactosaminyltransferase 9
Exons: 3
Coding region: 136-1377 (413 amino acids)
Cellular component (GO): Golgi apparatus
Source: RefSeq, a predicted model, not a curated record